AUGCCUUUACUAGAACAAUUAGAAGUAACGUUAGAAAAACGUAAAAAGCUACAACUUUUACGUUCCUUGGUAGUGGCUUCGCCCUCGUCUGUAGAUUUUUCUUCAAAUGACUUUCUUGGACUUGCGAAAAAUAAAGUAUUACAAGACUCAUAUUUAAAAGAAAUUUCAUCUUUUCCUAUCCCACCACUUGGCUCAACAGGUUCAAGAUUAUUAGAUGGGAAUUCAUCAUAUGCAGAAGCCUUGGAUAAAUUUAUUGCUGCAUUUCAUAAAUCUGAAUCUGCAUUAAUCUUUCCUUCGGGCUUUGAUGCUAACGUAGGAUUUUUUAGUAGUGUGCCACAACGAGGAGACGUGAUAAUCAUGGAUGAAUUCAUACAUGCUAGUGUACAUGAUGGGGUAAAAAAUUCUCGGGCUGCUAUUGUAAAAAAAUUUCGUCACAAUGACGUUGAUCAUCUAAAAGAAAUAUUGGAAGACAUCGUACAAAAAAUUGAACCACAAAGAAAUAUUUUCGUUUCUGUGGAAAGUUUAUAUUCUAUGGAUGGUGAUAUUGCUCCAUUAAACGAAAUUAUUGAAGUUAUAAGACCUUUCAACACGUAUCUGGUUGUAGACGAGGCACAUGCAACCGGAGUAUAUGGCGAACAAGGACGUGGUGUCGUAUGUGAGUUAGGAUUAGAAAAAAAAGUAUUUGCCCGUUUACACACCUUUGGAAAGGCGUUGGCCAGCAAUGGAGCUGCAAUCGUUGGACCCAAGAUCCUAAGAACGUACUUAAUAAAUUAUGCGAGACCUCUAAUAUUUUCAACUUUCUUGCCAUUUAAUAGUCUUAUAGCCAUUAAUUGUGCCUAUAAGGUCAUGUCAAGCGAAGUUGGAGAUCAGCUCCGUCAAAAUUUGAGGAGAUUGAUUCAUAUAUUUCGUAGCAACAUCAAUUUACCUUCAAAUAUGUUAUUACCUUCCGAUAGUGCGAUUCAAAGUAUCUUAACUCCGGGUAAUGAUAACGCGGUUAGAUUGAGUCGCGUAAUUCAAGAAGCCGGAUAUAAUGUAAAACCAAUUCGUUCACCAACUGUUCCAAAUGGUAAAGAACGUGUUAGAAUUUGCAUACAUGCCGAUAAUACCGAAGAACAAAUUCACGGAAUUAUAAAUGUUAUUGAAAAUUAUUUCAAAAAUCAAAACGUUACCAAUGAAUUGAAUAAGGAUAAUGACACCUUUACAAAUAAUUAUCAAAUUGCAUCAAAACUUUAA
This is a messenger RNA of Funneliformis mosseae, 1233 nucleotides long. Lineage: Eukaryota; Fungi; Glomeromycota; Glomeromycetes; Glomerales; Glomeraceae. The record is from the annotation of a GenBank genome assembly.